AUGUCAUACGUCGGAGUUGGUCCAGUGGUCGAGGUUGACUCCAUCGGCGAAGAAUCGGAUGUCAACGGCAGCCGAAAACGGAUCCGAUCAGACGCAGACGACAAGACGGACUCGAAAAAAACCAGAGACCACAUAUCGCAAGAGUUGGACGAACUAGGCGACCUGACCCUCCGUGUUGGCCCGGAGCAAUCAACCUUCAAAGUCUGCUCCAGAACCGUCGCGCGUGCAUCUCCGGUCUUCGUGAGGAUGCUUCACGGACGCUUCAAGGAAUCUCGCCCGGAGUCAAGCGAUUGGAUCGUGGACCUGCCCGACGACGACACCGAGUCCAUGCAGAUCAUGCUGAACAUGAUGCACGCGCGCUUCGACUGGGUGCCGCAGGGUAUCUCCAUACAAGACCUCUACGAAAUGCUGGUUCUCGUUGACAAAUAUGACGCCCUCGACGUUAUACGGCCGUGGGCCCGAGGAUGGGUUGAUUCCGUGAGUGAGGACCUGGAUCAGCCUGCGCUGCUUUGGAUAGCGUCGGAGUUGGGCGAUUCUGCGCUUUUUGGUAAAGUGGUCAUGGAGAUCGCGACAAAGUGGACGGUUGCCUUGGACGGCGCCAUCAUCCCUCGUCCCGCUCUUUUUUUCUGGGAACGGGCAGCUUACGUACAGAAAGUUGAGAAAGCUGGGCCGCUAUGGAUACCCGAGCAUGGAUACCAGGAGAGAACAAGCCCUGUGACUCUGGAUUUUAUGAGAAGUCUGAAGGCAUCAGAGCUGGCUGAAAUCAUCAAUCAUGCUCGCAAAGAACUGCUGAUGUUGGAACUUCUUCCAUAUUGGUCUGUUAUUCAGGAAAUCCACAACGGUGGUUACACGAAGAGACUCAUUGAUCCGGAAAUGAUGGAUGGAGAAAUGUGUCUCGAAUAUGCCAACGACCACUACGAUUGUGGCGCAACCCUACUAUCCCGCCUAUUGAAUGGUUUCCAUAGACUCGAUAGGCAGGAGCAACUUCCAGUUGGCAACGGCUUGCAAGGCUCAGGUUUCGCCCACCACUACCGAAAGACGGUCACAGCUUUGAGAGACACUCUGGCCAAGGCCACGUUCUUUGAAAUCGAAGACCCAAUGGCCUACGAAGGAACGACCUGCGAUGGCUGUGCGGAAUGGAUUGAGGCAACUUUACAGAAGGAGCAGGAAGCGAGAGAUUGGUCAAAGAUCCUGUCAUCGAUUCGCUCCGUCAGCGAGGACCACCAAGGAUACAUGGCGCAGCGAGGUGUGAGAACGGGACUCUAUGUUGAUAAGGCCGAGGACAAGAACUAG
Colletotrichum siamense is the source of this 1293-nucleotide messenger RNA. RefSeq lists its product as uncharacterized. The transcript has 2 exons. The record is from RefSeq and is a predicted model, not a curated record. The coding region runs from base 1 to 1293 and encodes 430 amino acids. NCBI's taxonomy places the organism in Eukaryota, Fungi, Ascomycota, Sordariomycetes, Glomerellales, Glomerellaceae. Gene Ontology annotation, molecular function: protein binding.